This is a messenger RNA of Acanthamoeba castellanii str. Neff, 1020 nucleotides long. Its product is annotated as SRP40, C-terminal domain containing protein. Lineage: Eukaryota; Discosea; Longamoebia; Acanthamoebidae. Bases 1 to 1020 code for a protein of 339 amino acids. The record is from RefSeq and is a predicted model, not a curated record. Gene Ontology annotation, molecular function: protein binding. The transcript is spliced from 5 exons.
AUGACGACUCCCUCCGAUCUCUAUCCCAUCGUGAUCAGCUUCCUUGAGGCCAACGGCAAGAAGAAGGCCGCCCAGAAGCUCAGGAAGGAGGCCAACCUGAAGAGCCAGACUUCCGAUGUCGAUCUCAUGGAUGUCUUCAAGACCUACCUUGCUUCCAAAGGCACCACGGUCGCUAAGCCCGCGGACGUGAGCGAGGGCAAGAAGAGGAAGAGGAACGACUCUGACUCCGAGGAAGAGAAGGAGAAGGAGAAGGCCACCAAGAACAAGAAGGCCAAGAAGGAGGAGUCGUCCGAUGAUGACUCCUCGUCCAGCUCUGACUCCGACUCCGACUCUGAGUCUGAGGAGGAGGACAAGAAGAAGAAGGAGAAGAAGAAGGAGUCGUCUGACGAUGAAUCGUCGUCAUCGUCCGAGGACGAGUCGUCGAGUUCCGACUCUGAGUCUGAGGAGGAGGACAAGAAGAAGGAGAAGAAGGCCGACAAGAAGAAGAAGGAGGACUCGUCAUCCGAUGAUGACUCCUCGUCCAGCUCGUCGAGCUCCGACUCUGAGUCCGAGGAGGAGGACAAGAAGAAGGAGAAGAAGAGCGACAAGAAGAAGGAGGAGUCGUCGUCAUCGGAUGACUCGUCCAGCUCGUCGUCGUCGGAUGAUGACUCGUCGUCCAGCUCGUCGGAUGACUCGUCGUCCGAGGAGGAGGACAAGAAGGAGAAGAAGAAGAAGGAGAAGAAGGACGAACAGAAGAAGGAGGAGCCCAAGAAGAAGGAGGAGGAUAAGAUGGAGGUGGAGCAGCCGGCCGCGCCCGUCGUCAACGGCAACGGCAGCAGCAAGAAGAGCAAGAAGGAGAACAUUCCCUUCAAGCGCAUCAAGGAGGACGAGAUCGAGGUCGAUCCCAAGCUGUCCGACAACUCGUUCUUCUCCAAGGCACGCAAGGGCUUCAGGCACGAGAAGACCAAGAAGAAGAGGGGUUCCUACAAGGGCGGCAAGAUCAACGACGGCAUGGUCUCGAGCAUCAAGUUCGACGACUAA